Messenger RNA from Drosophila bipectinata, 2993 nucleotides. RefSeq names its product glutamyl aminopeptidase. Gene Ontology annotation, biological process: peptide catabolic process; proteolysis. Gene Ontology annotation, cellular component: cytoplasm. The record is from RefSeq and is a predicted model, not a curated record. Gene Ontology annotation, molecular function: metalloaminopeptidase activity; zinc ion binding; peptide binding. NCBI's taxonomy places the organism in Eukaryota, Metazoa, Arthropoda, Insecta, Diptera, Drosophilidae.
UUCCAGCUAGUUAGUCGCUCGCGAUAGGUGCGAUUGCAAAGAUGGCUUUUCUAACCAGCUAUUGGCUACAAGUGGUGCUCUCAUGGGCGGUGGUGGCCUUUGCCACUGCCACCGUAGUGGUGGCGGUGCAGAAUGCCAAACUAGAGCAGGAUCUGCGUGAUGUCCAGGAUAAGAUAGAUAUUUUCGAGAACCUAAGUCGUGGCGAUCAGAGUCGGGUUAGGCGGGAAGAUACCAUUGAUUACCGUCUACCCACGUCUGCGGUGCCAACGCACUACGAUGUUUACUGGCAUCCUGAUCUGGAAACAGGCAACUUCACCGGUCAAGAGAAGAUUAGCAUCAAGGUGGUGUCAGCCACCAGCCAAAUUAUUCUCCACUCCCACCUGCUGGAAAUCACAAGUGUCUUUACCUACACCUCCAACCUGCAAGUCGAGAGCUACGAGUUGGAGGAGGAGCGCCAGUUCUUGAUCGUAAACUUGUCGUCGGAGCUAGCAGAGAAUGCCACCUUCACGCUGGGCAUUUUGUUCAAUGGCCAGAUGAAGGACAAGCUGGUGGGUCUGUAUAGCAGCACCUACCAAAACGAAGCCGGAAAUCAAAGGACUAUUUCAACCACAAAAUUCGAACCCACCUAUGCCCGCCAGGCCUUUCCCUGCUUCGAUGAGCCGGCUCUCAAGGCCACAUUCGUCAUCACGGUGGUGCAUCCCACUGGCUCCUACCACGCUGUAUCCAACAUGCAGGAAUCGCAAGCCACAAACCUGGGAGAGUACACGGAGACCCUGUUCGAGACCAGUGUUUCGAUGAGCACCUACCUGGUGUGCAUCAUUGUGUCUGACUUUGCUUCCAAGUCCACCACUGUUAAUGCCAAUGGCAUUGGCGAUGACUUCACCAUGGAGGCCUAUGCCACAUCCCACCAAAUCGACAAAGUGGAUUUCGCCUUGGAGUUUGGAGCAGCUGUGACGGAGUACUACAUCCAGUACUACAAUGUGCCCUAUCCCUUGCCGAAAUUGGACAUGGCUGCCAUUCCUGAUUUCUCCUCAAAUGCCAUGGAGCAUUGGGGCUUGGUUACCUACAGGGAGACAGCUCUGCUCUGUGACUCAAGCUCUAGCUCCACUGCCAACAAGCAGUCCAUUGCAGCCGUUUUGGCCCACGAGAUUGCCCAUCAGUGGUUUGGAAACUUGGUCACAAUGCAAUGGUGGAAUGACAUUUGGCUAAAUGAAGGCUUCGCCCGUUUCAUGCAAUACAAGGGAGUCGAUUCCGUGCAUUCCAACUGGGGAAUGUUGGAGCAAUUCCAGAUACUUGCCCUCCAUCCAGUGAUGGUGUACGACGCCAAGCUCUCCUCCCAUCCCAUUGUCCAGAAGGUAGAGACUCCCGAUGAGAUCACCGCCAUUUUCGACACUAUUAGCUAUGAAAAGGGCGGCUCAGUGAUCAGAAUGCUGGAGCAUCUGGUCGGUUCUGAGAAGUUCGAGGAGGCGGUUACCAACUAUUUGUCGAAAUACCAAUUUGCCAACACCGUGACAGAUGACUUUCUCUCCGAGGUGGCCGCCGUUGUCACCGAUUUUGAUGUCAAGUUGCUGAUGCGAACGUGGACCGAACAGAUGGGCUAUCCGGUACUGAAUGUUUCGAAGACAGACACUGGCUUCCUGGUUACCCAGCAGCGUUUCCUCUCCAACCCGGCCAGUUAUGCAGAGGCCCCCAACGACAGCGAGUUCCAAUACAAAUGGAGUGUGCCGAUCACCUACUCGUUGGGUUCCUCAUCUGAAGAGACCUCCGGAAUCUUUUAUUACGAUCAAGAGUCAUAUUCCAUUUCUGCCGAUAACACUCAGUGGAUCAAGCUGAACUAUCACCAAUAUGUCAUGGCUGUAUUCAACUACGAGGAGGAGCUCUGGAACCGUCUUAUCCAGCAGUUGACCUCGAGCCAAAGUAGCCUCGGUGUGGCCGACCGUGCCCAUCUGCUCCAUGACGCAUUUGCUUUGGCGGACGCCAAUCAACUAUCAUACAGGAUUCCCCUGGAGAUGACCGGGUAUUUGGGCACGGAGCGCGAUUUUGUGCCAUGGUAUGUGGCCGCCAACAAGUUGAUCUCCUUACAUCGCAGCCUUAUGUACAGCGAUGGCUAUGUUACCUUCCUAACCUAUGCCAGGAGCAUUCUUAAUGGGGUGUACAACGAUGUUGGUUGGUCUGUGGAUGCCGACAACCACUUGAGAAAUCGCUUGAGGGUUUCGGUCUUGUCCGCUGCCUGUGCCCUGGGUCUUCCCGAUUGUUUGCAACAAGCUGCCCAGCGUUUCAACUCCUUCUUGGAGAAUCCCACAGCCAAUCGACCCUCGCCUGAUCUUCGGGUGAUCGUCUACUACUACGGAAUUCAGCAGUCAACCAGCCAAUCAACCUGGGAGCAACUCUUCACUCUCUUCACGGAGGAAGCUGAUGCCAGUGAAAAGUCGAAACUGAUGGAAGGGUUGGCGGCUGCUCAGGACCCGCAGUGGCUCUUUGAAUACCUUAAACGAGCUGAAAAUGAGUCAAUUGUUCGCUCCCAGGAUUAUUUCACUUGCGUGCAGGCAAUAGCCGCCAAUCCUGUAGGAGAGCCUGUGGUCUGGGAAUAUUACCGGGAGCAGUUUGCUCAACUCACGGCCAGAUUUGGUCUUAACAACCGCAACUUUGGCCGACUGAUCGCGCAAAUUACAAAGAACUUUGCCAGCACCAUAAAGUUGGAAGAGGUGCAGUACUUCUUUGAAAAAUACCCGGAAUCCGGAGCCGGCGCCAAUUCCCGUUUGGAGGCCGUGGAGACGAUCAAGUACAACAUUGCGUGGCUGGCCAGUAACCGCGAUGACAUCAACAACUGGCUUAAUGGAACGGGCUAGCUCUUGACCAAGAAAAACCAAUUGUAAAAAUAUAUUGUAUAUCAAAUAAAAACACCCCAAUUAACUGUUAACUAGAAUUGCAUAAGAAACGACAACAUUUCCGUUCAAGUUCAAUAAAAUGAAAUUCCAAAAUUAAACCAUAAA